CACCGAGCAAACAUAGAGGUGUUUCAGCUGGUUCAUUGCAAUGUGUCCACAUUGGAACCGGGUUUGUUUUCCGGCGAUAAUUACCUCAAUAGAAAGAAAUUGGUCUUCCAACGAAAUACAAUCGCCGAUUUGGGAUGUCAGGAGAAACCUGUAUUCUCCUUUAUCGACAAUCGGUUGAUAUGUAGCAAAAGAUUGUCUUGGCUUUCUGCACACAAUAUUUCAAACAACAUGUGCUACCUCCUGUCUGAAUCACGUGAAAUACCUGUCAAUGGGAAAUAUCUGAAGAGCAUCUGCCGUUCUCGCGGUAAUUGCAAUUUUUGUCCGAUGAAAAACGUAUUUUUGUCUAAAAGUGGCUGUCGUGUACCACGAAAUAUGAUUGAAAAAUUUGAACAGCUCUCUCAGUGGCGAGAAACCUUACGGCAGAAUAACAUCACAGCAGAAUAUUUACAGUGUGUUCAACAUCCAUCUAACAAAUGUGCUGGUGAAAGAAAUUUCCAAAAUCUUCAUCGGUUUUUCAAGCAGUACAACAAUUUGAAGAGAAAAAUCAUAAACUUCCGAGAGAGAAAUAUUUUGAAGGUUUUAAAGUAUUUGAAAAGUAGAAAUAAUAAUGACGUGAAGUCGAUUAACAAUAAAACUGUUGUUACUAAUCCCAAUACUACUGAUUCGCUUUCUACAAGAAAGAGGAAACAGUUUAGCAAAACUAUUCCUGCUAUGAAAGGUAGGAGAAUAAAUAAUGUCCCUUUGGGACCACUGUUGAAGUUAUUGAGAAAACCCUUACUGAAAAAGAUCAAGGUUACUAAACUCGAGAAAGCUGUUGACGAUAUCAAUGAUGCUCAUAGAAAAGGAUUACCUCGACAAAAGAGCUUCCGGCUUCGGCCUCAGAAACAAAACUUUCCAUGGAGAAAUAUUCAAGUUCGAAUGCAACAACAGCAUCGCAUGCAAUAUUUGCUUGAAACUGUAAAAACCUGGAAACGUGCUCAGCCGAAUAGAUUUGAUACACAAUCUAAAAAAUCUAGACGUUUCAAACGUCGAUAUGUGCCCCGGAUAUGGACAUAUGAUUGGUUGACGAAACAUUCUGCCACACAAAUUCCCAAUAUUCAAAAUUAUGUUCAACUUAAAUUAAUAUCACAAAGUAAACGCUUGGAGAAUACUUCUGCAAUUCCUCUUCCCGAGUCAUGUGAAGUUUCGUUUUUCUUACCUUUUUCUUCAAAAAGAUUUGGGAUUUGCGAAGAAUUUUCAGACGGAACAUCAAAUAUUAUUUCUCCGGAAACACUGGAAGAUUAUGAGUACAAAGUAUAUGCAGAAGGCCUUAAAGAUACACUACGGGCUAAAAUAUCUUCCCCUCCUCCAAAAUUGAAACUGGUCAAACGUAGUGGAGCCAAUGCUGCUCAAAGCCAGCCAAAAUCCAAGCAAACGAAUAGUUCUUCUGCCUUACAGCAUGGGAAAAAGAAUAUAAAAACACUAAAAAAUUUGAAAAAGACAGCCAAACUAUUUUUAUUGAGUUUGGGGUCUAAAUUAAGCAGUAAAAGCAACAGCAGUAUUUUUCCACUUUUGGCAUCACUUCUAUACAAUAUGAAUAACAUGAAUAACACGAGUAAUAAAACUUUUAAGAAUAAUUUUGAUUUGAAAAAAUCAGUGUUACCGAUGAAAAUGUCAUCUGCAAAUAGGCUUAAUUCCUCUCAGAAAAAUAAAGAACAAAACGAAGUUAAGAGACAAAAAUGGGGAAGCAUAUUAUCGAAGUCGAGCAGAUACUUUAAGCAGUCGCAAGGUAAUUUGACCUCAGCUAAUCGCCAAUGAUAUUUUAUUGGAGAACGAAACCCAUUCAUUCGUGACUUUUGGCUCAUCCUUUAUACACGGUAGAAGCAAACUAAACGUAAUAUAGAUACAAGAAAGAUUUGAAAAGCAAUGACUAGCGACGGAUUUUAGAAUACUUGUAUACUUAAAAUUCAUCUGUACAUUAGUCCGAUAAAACUUUUAAAGUUGUCCAUACAAGAUCUAGUAGACACUUAGGUGACAAUAAUCGUUAUUUAGAUAAAUAUCCAAGUAGCAUUAGUAUAACAAAACACUUCAUCGGUCCCUUUUUCUGAGAACCUUCCACCUGAUACACUUAAAGCUAGGAGACAAAUGAGUGGGUAAACUUGAAGGACAGAAUCAGCAAGUCUUUUAGAAGUUGUAGUGGAGUUAACACCGAUUUACAGCAGAAACAACUACAACAACAGUUCUAUUUUAGUUAGAUAUUGACCAACUCAAAGGAAAAAGUGAAAAUGAUUUGUUUCAGUCAAAACGAAUACAAGAGUAUUUACAAGACUAACUAAACGAAAAUUACACAAGAAAACUUGAAUAUGUCGAAGAAGACUAAACAUGUAAAAACCUUAAGUGUUUAAAAGCUAAGAAAGUCUGAAAGUAGAGAGAAAUUCUACAAUAACAUACAUAGGAAUAAACGAAUGAUACAUAUUAUCAGCAACUGGCAAUGAAACUUCUUAGAAUUUCAAAACUUAAGAGGAAUACGAGUAAAAUGGUUACUGAUAUCUCUAUUGAUGACAACGUCUGUAGCAUUUACAACAAAAUUAACAUCUAUUUUAAGCUUAUUCCUGAUUCACCACAACUUUUGUCAUACAGAUAUUAUAUAAAUUUUAUCGUACAGAUAUAACUGACAUUGUAUGCAAUCAUGCGAUAAUAAUGACAUAAAAUAUAACAGAUUAGGACUGACACAAACACUUAUACUUCCCAGCAAAUAUUGUAGCAGCAGGACAGACAGUGAUAUCAUGUACAAAACAAAAUAAUAUUAUGCGAGAAAAACCUCAAAUAUUUAUGGUUAACAAAAGAAAUUGAAUUUAACAGAUUAAGAAAAUCUCAAAAUACAGAGCGAAGCAAUAUUUGCCACUGAAAAGCGGCGAGCUGGCAGAAACGUUAGCACGCCGGACGAAAUGCUUAGCGGUAUUUCGUCUGCAGUUACGUUCUGAGUUCAAAUUCCGCCGAGGUCGACUUUGCCUUUCAUCCUUUCGGGGUCGAUAGAUUAAGUACCAGUUGCGUACUGGGGGACGAUCUAAUCGACUGGCGCCCUCCCCAAAAAUUUCGGAACUUGUGCCUAGAUUAGAAAAGAAUAUUUGCCACUGCGACAAAAAUAGAAAUUAUUGCCAGAUUUAUUAGCUAAUCUAAUGAGUCAGUCGAAUGUGCUGGACAUUUCCUAAACUGGUAAAUAAGUUAUAUAAUGAAGAGAUAUCUACACUAUAAUAAACAAUAAGGAAGACAGAUAAGAAAAGAUUUUAAAAAUAUAGAAGAAACACUCCAAGUCACCCAAGAUGUCAUAUAGAACUUGAACAUAAAUAUCCUGGAUAAUUACUUUGGUAAAAACUGGUAUAAACUGGUAAAUA
Messenger RNA from Octopus bimaculoides (California two-spot octopus), 3374 nucleotides. RefSeq lists its product as uncharacterized. The record is from RefSeq and is a predicted model, not a curated record. NCBI's taxonomy places the organism in Eukaryota, Metazoa, Mollusca, Cephalopoda, Octopoda, Octopodidae.